AGUUAACGAUGCUCCUGCUGUUCGGCUAACCGUAACGGAUACGGUGUAAGUCAGAUUAAGUCUGAACUACUCUAUGAUUUUAUUGGGUUUUUUUAAAUAAAACGCGUGGACUGGUGAGUUGGAUGUGAGUUUUGUUUUUUGAAUAGCGCAUGCGCGCGGCUUAUCUCUUCUGUGAGCCCCAGGAUCCUGAAACCAAACGCUAGCAUCUCUCUCUGCAUAGCCUGUCAGUGCAGGUCAGCUAAAAAAUAUGAAUUUGGUCAAAAACAGAACUUUGCACCCACAUCUCCGCGAAGAGGAGGCUCUGGUGGUGGAAAACGCCAUCCGACUAGCGAUAGACUCGGUAAUGAACGUUUUGUACGGCGUAAACAGCGCCAAGACUUACGAGUAUGAGCGGAUGGUGGCCGACAGGGACAAAGAGAUCCAGCGGCUGGAGUGCAGGCUGACGGAGAUGGAGCGGGAGCUGCAGGUGCUGCGCCGACAGGGAUGCACCUGCGGGCUGUUAGCGAAUGAGCAUAGCCUCGGCGGGUCACGGAGCUCCGGUGACCGGCAGAAGGAGAAUCAGAGCGGGUUUGACCCUGGCUUCGUUGACGCCGAGCUGACAGCGGGACAGCAGGAGUGUGAAGCGAGUUUAUCCCUGGGUCUUUUUGCGAGACCCCCCUCACACGUUUCGUCCCACAGCCACGAGUCGGCUCUUCCAUCUUCCCCCAGCAGGAUGCUCCUGGACCAGUCCUGCACCUCCCGCUCCUCGGAGGUUUCAGCUGUAACGGAGGCAGCCAGAAAUAUGCCGACACCUCCCAGCAGCCUCGUGGUCAAAGAGGAGCCCUGUGACGUCGACGCAGUCCUAAUCAAGUGGGAGAUGAGUGAGCAUCAGCAGAGGGCGGGCAGUCCGGGCAGAGAGAGCCCCGGUGUGAAAAAGAAACUGGAGAACGGGGAAGGAAGGACGUUCAGGGAGAAACCUCAAGCAGAGCCGGGUGGGUUUAUAAUCACUGAGGGAGAGCACAUGAGGAACAAGAAGAAGAGCGUGCCGAUGUGUGAGCUGCCAGAGGAGGCUCAGAGACUGAAGAGGGCAGCCUGGAGAGCAGCUUCUCGGCGAUAUUACGCUCGAAAGAUCGCCCGCCAGCAGGCAAACCCAUCACAAUCCGGCCCCUUUCCCCACAUCAUAAACUCUCAGUAUUCACAGCCCAGCUCUUUGGUGGAUAAGAGGAGGAGGACGCUAAUAUCAGAGCUACCUGAAGAGUCUCAGACACUGCAGAGGGAGGCGUGGAGAGCCGCGUCCAGGAGGUACUACGCUCGAAAAAUCGCUCGGCACCAGACGGAGACGGCGCCGUACAGAAACCUGCUGGAGAACAUAAAUCCACCUGGAGACUCGCAGGGACCCAACAGAGAAGGAGCUCACACGAACAGUGGGGGCAUCAUGUGCAGCUGAUGGACAUGAUUGCAUUUCGGUGGCUUUGAGUUAAUAAAGAUGUGAAUUCUCUCAGGUCUGAAUAACAUGAACCUGCUGCUUGAAGUGAUUUCCUCUGCCAAAGAACGUGUGUGUUAGGACAGAUACGGUACAGUUACCUUCAUGAGAUCAACACUACAUUCAGCAUUAUUUGGCACACUGCAUGUCUGUACAACACUCACUGCACAGGGAGCCUGAAUAAAUCUAUCAUGAGGCAAUACACUUAAACCCAAGGUGCCAGCUAUGGAGCGCCCCUGGAGUCAAGUACGUGUAACUACAUUGUAAGCGCAUCCAUACCGGUUUCAUGUUUUUUGAUCUUUGAAUUUAAUGUCGGGGAAGAAUCAAAGGUUCCGUUUAUGCUGGUAAAAUGUAUGUUGGGGCUAAUAAAUAAUAAUAAAAACAUGAUUACAAAAACUUCCUUUUCGUGUUGAGAUCCACUCAUCAGUCUCUGACGUCAGCAAACAGGAGGACCACGCAGAGAAAUGCUGGUUCCCAAAUGUCUCAUUC
Messenger RNA from Archocentrus centrarchus (flier cichlid), 1951 nucleotides. RefSeq lists its product as uncharacterized. The record is from RefSeq and is a predicted model, not a curated record. Lineage: Eukaryota; Metazoa; Chordata; Actinopteri; Cichliformes; Cichlidae. The coding region runs from base 248 to 1426 and encodes 392 amino acids. The transcript is spliced from 4 exons.